AGACCCGCCGGACGCGAGGAAGCAACCGUACUUAUCAUCGACGGUGCUUCUUUAAAAUCAGUCGCUCAGGAGCUGCAAUCGAGUAGAGUCGCUCUAACCAAACCAGCUAAGCACCAUGUCUGAGAAGGAGAAGAAGGUCAAGAAGAAGAAGGCGUCGUCCAAGGACGAUACCCCUGCUGACACUCCCGGAGCAGACACCCCGGCGGCACCGACUCCAUCGGAUUCGGCGGCCGGAUCCCAGCGUGGAUCGACCCGCGGCUCGUCGUCCCGCAAGGCAAAGAAGGCCCCAUCCUCGGUCUUCGUGCUGUUCUCCCAGAAGCAGAUCGCCGAAUUCAAGGAGGCUUUCGCGCUAAUGGACAACGACAAGGACGGUGUUAUCGGCAAGAACGACCUCCGCUCCACCUUCGACGCCCUGGGCAAGCUGGUGUCCGACAAGGAGUUGGACGAGAUGCUUGGUGAGGCUGCUGGACCACUCAACUUCACCCAGCUGCUGACGCUGUUCGCCAACCGCAUGUCCGGCGGUGGCACCGAUGACGACGAUGUCGUCAUCAACGCCUUCAAGGCCUUCGACUCCAACGGCAAGAUCGAUGGCGAGAAGUUCCGCUACGCCCUGACCCACUGGGGCCAGGACAAGUUCACCGAGGACGAGGUUGAUGAUGCAUUCGAUCAGAUGGUCGUUGACGAUAAGGGCUUCAUCGACACUGCUGCUCUGAUCUCGAUGCUGACCGGUUCCGAGGAGGAGGCGGAAGAAUAAAUUUUAUAAUUAAAGCCAAAAACAAACCAAAAAACUAACAAAAAAAAUCUAAAACAAUGGAUUCUGUUUAUUUUGUAUAA
Anopheles coustani is the source of this 834-nucleotide messenger RNA. RefSeq names its product myosin regulatory light chain 2 (gene Mlc2). Gene Ontology annotation, cellular component: myosin II complex; cytoplasm. The record is from RefSeq and is a predicted model, not a curated record. The transcript is spliced from 3 exons. Bases 116 to 754 code for a protein of 212 amino acids. Gene Ontology annotation, biological process: post-embryonic development; locomotion. Gene Ontology annotation, molecular function: calcium ion binding; myosin heavy chain binding. NCBI's taxonomy places the organism in Eukaryota, Metazoa, Arthropoda, Insecta, Diptera, Culicidae.